UUUGCUGUGGAGGUUCAGUAUUAUACAUGUGGAUUUAAUUUAGCAAUCAAGCUACAUCUAUGUGAUGGCCUUUCCAGAACCCAAACCCAAGAAACCCGAGCUUCCCCAAAAAUUGCUUGGUACAUUAGAAUGUAAACAAGGAGCUAUAAGAGCAGUGAGAUUCAAUGUGGAUGGAAAUUACUGUCUCACCUGUGGCAGUGACAAAUCACUCAAGCUUUGGAACCCACACAAAGGGACUCUCCUCAAGACAUAUUGUGGCCAUGGCUAUGAAGUCCUAGAUGCUGCAGGGUCAUUUGAUAACAGCCAACUUUGUUCAUGUGGAGCAGACAAAACAGUCGUACUGUGGGAUGUUGCCACAGGCCAAGUAAUUCGCAAAUUCCGUGGCCAUGCAGGGAAGGUGAAUUGUGUCCAGUUCAAUGAGGAGGGCACUGUAAUUCUUUCAGGUUCCAUUGACUCCAGUCGUUGUUGGGACUGUCGUUCUCGCAGACCAGAUCCAGUCCAAAUCUUGGAUGAAGCCAAAGAUGGCAUCUCCAGUCUGAAAGUCUCAGACUAUGAAAUUCUUACAGGUUCUGUGGAUGGACGUGUCCGACGUUAUGACCUCCGUGCUGGAGAACUCUGCGCAGACUACAUUGGAAGUCCCAUUACCUGUGUAUGUUUCAGCAAGGAUGGGCAAUGCACACUAGCUGCUAGCUUGGAUUCUACACUGCGGUUGCUGGACAAGGAUACAGGCGAGCUACUAGGAGACUACACCGGCCACAAGAAUGUAACAUACAAGAUGGAUUGCUGUCUAAGUGAAAGAGACACACAUAUUGGGAGCUGCUCAGAAGAUGGAAAAGUCUAUUUCUGGGAUCUAGUUGAGGGCUCCCUUGUUCUGGCCUUGCCUGUGUGCAAUACUGCUGUCCAGUCACUGUCCUUCCCAGUUGAAACCUGCCUACUCACUGCUGCAGGGGGUCUUGUUCAGUGUUGGAGAGAAGAAUCUUACACAGCUGAGGAAGGUGUGCCUACAUGACUAACAUUGCCUUUGUGACUGCACUGAGCAAGACUGCAGAUACAGGAUGAUGGAUCUCUCUGGUGCAUUUCUCUUACAAUUUUAUUCUGAGUACAGUUAUAUGUACUUUGCUUUCAGGAGGAAGGAUGGAGCAUAAUUUGGACUGUGCUUCUUCUGUAGAGACAGCCUGACUGAAAGCUGCCCUUGAGCUUUCAUGGUUCAAAUGUUUCCUUGCUUUAAGUGACAGUAUUUUUAAAUUCAGCCUAUGUAUUACAGACAUUAGUCAAGUAAUCAGUUUAUUUUU
This is a messenger RNA of Thamnophis elegans (Western terrestrial garter snake), 1292 nucleotides long. RefSeq names its product WD repeat domain-containing protein 83-like. The record is from RefSeq and is a predicted model, not a curated record. Gene Ontology annotation, cellular component: catalytic step 2 spliceosome. Gene Ontology annotation, molecular function: protein binding. NCBI's taxonomy places the organism in Eukaryota, Metazoa, Chordata, Lepidosauria, Squamata, Natricidae. Gene Ontology annotation, biological process: mRNA splicing, via spliceosome.